UCCUCCCUUCUAUCACCAGGCGGCGGAGGAAGACCCAAGGUGUCCUGCAUGGAAGCAGUAGCAGGGGCAGGGGAGGCGUGGAUGGGGAGGAAGGGCGGCUGCUACUGCAGGAGCUCGAGAAGUUGCGGCAGCAACAGAGAAGUCUCGAGGAGGAGGUGAAGGCCAUGAGCAAGCGAGUGCAGGCCACCGAACGGAGGCCGCGUCAACUUAUGUCCUUCCUCGUCAAAGUGGCCGAGGACCCCAAGCUUCUCCUGCAAAGACUCGUUCGCUCCAAACAGCAGCAGCAGCUAUCUACGGAGAAGAAGAGACGGCUAUUCGCUUUCCCUGCAACAACUUUGCUGCCUUUCGAUGAGGUUUCAGCAAUGCUUAAGCCUUCACGUACGGAACCAAAACCACUUGAGGUCGGUGGUUUUGAUCUUUCUGCGCGUCAAACAAGUUCCCAACCUGAGUUUGGACUGAGCGGGACGAGUUCGCGGACAGCAUCAUCAACAGUAGCCUUCCCCUUCACCUUGCUCGACCAAGGAUUUUUCUAGCCUUACGUCUGCAGGUGCUACAGUAGCGAGAGACAAAAAAAAAUCUGGGGAUCAAUCUUACUCCUCUAUCUUUGGAGAAUCUAGUCUACAAUUGGAAGACUUGCUUUAAGCGCAUCUUCCAUUACCACUCUGUAUACUUGUUAAUCUAGUAGAAGAGAUCUUACAUUCCGGUUA
This is a messenger RNA of Musa acuminata subsp. malaccensis (wild Malaysian banana), 707 nucleotides long. NCBI's taxonomy places the organism in Eukaryota, Viridiplantae, Streptophyta, Magnoliopsida, Zingiberales, Musaceae. The record is from RefSeq and is a predicted model, not a curated record.